Lactuca saligna is the source of this 345-nucleotide messenger RNA. NCBI's taxonomy places the organism in Eukaryota, Viridiplantae, Streptophyta, Magnoliopsida, Asterales, Asteraceae. The record is from the annotation of a GenBank genome assembly.
AUGUUAGAUCGAUGUGUAGAACUAGUGCGUGCAGUGAAGGACAGAUUGGUGGCUGAGCACAAGUACGGAGAUGAAGAAGACAUGGCUCUCGUAGAAAUUAUGGAGUUUUUUUCGUGUCGUCGACUCAAUAAGGAUCUGGUACUUACUUUCAGCUUUCUGGCGACAUCAAACAUUGCUGAGAUUGGGUUCUCAAGUCAAGGAUAUGGAUAUGAUAUGACCACAAUGAAGGUGGUGAACAGGAAUGUAGUUGAGGCAUUGCAGAAAUGGCAUCUGGGGUGGCACCAAGGCUUACUCUCCUUCGACAAUUUUAUCUUUGGCAAACACUUUGGCUUUGAAACCGUCUAA